AUGAAGUGCAUCAUUGGAAUCGGAGGCGUAACCAAUGGUGGGAAAACAACUCUGACAAAUCGACUUCUCAAGUCAUUACCGAAUUGUUGUGUGAUACAUCAAGACGACUUUUUCAAGUCUGCAGCAAUGUUUUAUUGGUCACUGUUAUUGCAGCCCCAAGAUCAAAUAGAGGUCGGGGAAGACGGCUUUAGACAGUGGGAUGUGAUCACAGCUCUGGAUAUGGAGGCUAUGGUAAACACUGUGAAAGGCUGGAUUGAGAACCCAGUGAAGUUUGCCCGUUCACACGGCGUCAAUGUUUCACCUCUACCAGAGGAAUCUGAUCCUGAGAAUGAGAUCCAUAUUCUCAUUGUAGAGGGAUUUCUGCUCUACAACUACCAACCUUUGAUUGACAUAUACAACAAAUGUUAUUAUGUCACCAUUCCAUAUGAGGAGUGCAAAAGGAGAAGAAGCACAAGGACAUACACAGUCCCUGACCCUCCUGGUCUGUUUGACGGCCAUGUGUGGCCAAUGUACUUGAAGCACAGGAAAGAGAUGGAGAACAACUGCAGGGCUAUUCAAUAUCUUGAUGGCACAAAAUCCAAGGAUGAAAUCUACAGCCAAGUGUAUGAAGACAUCCAGAACACCCUGCUGAACAGUUUAUAG
Chanos chanos (milkfish) is the source of this 642-nucleotide messenger RNA. It is a transcript of the gene nmrk2, whose product is annotated as nicotinamide riboside kinase 2. The coding region runs from base 1 to 642 and encodes 213 amino acids. Lineage: Eukaryota; Metazoa; Chordata; Actinopteri; Gonorynchiformes; Chanidae. The record is from RefSeq and is a predicted model, not a curated record. The transcript has 7 exons.